UGACUCUCCCGUACCCACAAUGCACUGCGAAGGAGCAUGGUUGACUUUCUGCUGGGAGCGUCAGUCCUUUGAGAAUGAAUGUACCGUGUCCGCGCUAGAGCUGCCGAGAUUUUCCUGAAGCUUCACGCGUCCAAAGCCCCGGAGUGACCGUGUGCGUCACUAAUAGCAUGCCGCAGUAAUUACACCGAGUGGAAUCGGGAAACAUCGUUAAAUUCCGCAGCACCCUCUGGUGGUAGACCAAAGCCAAGAUGGCAGGAGUCGGGGCCAAGCGUGAGGGACCACAGUUCAUCAGCGAAGUGGCCGUGAGGGGCAACGCCGCCGUGCUGGACUACUGCCGCACCUCCGUGUCAGCUCUGUCGGGAGCGACGGCCGGCAUCCUCGGCCUGACGGGACUGUACGGCUUCGUUUUCUAUUUCCUCUCCUCCUUCCUGCUCUCCCUGCUGCUCAUCCUCAAGGCUGGCCGGCGGUGGAAAAAGUGCUUUAAGUCGCGGCGGCUGCUCUUCACCGGAGGCCUUGUCGGGGGUCUUUUCACCUACGUCCUGUUCUGGACUUUCCUGUAUGGAAUGGUGCACGUAUACUGAGAUGACCCCUCCCCCUCCCCCCCACACACACACAAUUAACCCUGAAACGUUUCCUUCUGAAUCAUUAGGUUUGUCUGGCCUGCUGUUUGUAGCUCUCCCCUAUAUAAUGAAAGACUUUCUCUUGUGAGUAGACAGUUUAAUGCAGGAUGUUCCGGUUUUACUGUAGGUAAGCUUAUCCUUUCUCACUACAUCCACCACUAACUGUGGACCUAUUUAGCCUGUAACACCUGCUCUGUGCUUAGCCAGGGUAAUGGCCACAAUUCAUAGUUUAGGUUUACUUGUAAAAUCCUAAUAAAACCAGAUUUUAUGGAAAACAUGUUGAAUAUUGCAUCUGUGAUUUGAAUAAACACAUCUAUACAGGUUG
Molecule: messenger RNA, 945 nt
Organism: Fundulus heteroclitus (mummichog)
Lineage: Eukaryota; Metazoa; Chordata; Actinopteri; Cyprinodontiformes; Fundulidae
Gene: emc6
Product: ER membrane protein complex subunit 6
Exons: 2
Coding region: 249-581 (110 amino acids)
Biological process (GO): protein folding in endoplasmic reticulum; autophagosome assembly
Cellular component (GO): membrane; EMC complex; endoplasmic reticulum
Source: RefSeq, a predicted model, not a curated record